Molecule: messenger RNA, 969 nt
Organism: Hypoxylon fragiforme
Lineage: Eukaryota; Fungi; Ascomycota; Sordariomycetes; Xylariales; Hypoxylaceae
Exons: 5
Coding region: 1-969 (322 amino acids)
Source: RefSeq, a predicted model, not a curated record
AUGUUCAUCGACGACCAUAAUGCGUCCGGAAAAACGUUUCCGGAUUUGUUUAACUUUUUGCAUUACUAUUACUUUCCCAGAUUAGCAUUUAUACCCUCUGGUCUCAACCCUGAAAAGACUAUUUUAUUCUCAGAGAACGUUGCAGCGCUUGGAUUCGAGUUAUCCCAAGACGGGUUAAAGGCAAAUGAAGAGAGAGAAUUCAAGGAGCACCUGGCGAAAAACCAUAACACACCGUUUGCGAGGAACCAGCGUAGCUGCACAAAAGCAUCAAGAGACAAGAUCAGAGCCAUUCUACAACAAAAGAAAGGAUCGCUGAGAGCCUACGCCCCUGGCGGCUGGGCUCUCAGAGUUCAACAAUGCCAAGAGAAGCACGAACCAUCUUACGAUGGCCCUUGGGCUGCCAUCAGUUAUCAAGAAUCUACCACACUAAAGACCGCUGUGAGUCGGUUUGUGGAUGGAUUGAAAGAAUACGACCUGAGACAGGAAAGUUUGACAAACCAUGCUAGGUCUGCUGAGUCCUUGUGGAAAUAUUGGGAGGCUGUUCAAGAUAGCCAACGAGUUUUGGAUGACAGAGCUCAAGCGGCAAAGGAAGAGUCCGAACGAACCCAGUUCGAGACCAUUCCAGAGUCGCAGCAGAGCCGCAGCAGCACAGGCCAUCUGCAGAGCCUCAAAGCAGCAGCUUCCGAAUCAGAGUCUGACUUAUCCAUAUACAUCACAGCUUCCAAGCGUAACCGUAGUUCAAGCCCUGAUGGCAACGGCGAGAAACCCUCAACCCCGUUGACGAAUAUCUGUCCCGGCUUUGGUCGCCGCCUCAACCAGGGGCCGGUACCGACUGGUGCGGGUAUGGGUCUGGACGCUGAGGAUAUACGAGUUGACGAAGCAGACGAACGAGAUCCUGGCAGACUAGUUGACGCAGCUCGUCCUUACGACAAAGGACAAGGACGGCCCAUGCCUGGAUCCGUGGGCUGA